GCAGUUAACAAGGAUAAACGUUGCUUUAAUUUUUAUGAGCCUCGUUGUCCUAGAAGUUUGUUGUACCGAAUCUCAACAUGGUAAUUUAUCAGCAGAUAAAUCAGAGAAGAAAACCUACCAUGAUAAGCAUGCAUCACAAUCAUUGCCAAAAUUGGGAAGAAAGAAACGAAACCCAAGUGAUGAUGUCUUCAGGGAAGAAAUGGAGCAAAAGGAACAGGCUAAUUUGUUUGAUAUGCUUCAAGACACUCCUUGGGCUGUAGUAGCAGUUAGUGAUGGGAAACGUCAUGUAUCCAGUUUUACACCAAGAUUAGGUAGAGAAUUAGAAGAGGACUUUGGGUCUAAUGUGGAGUUUGAGCUGUCAGAGAGGUCUCCUUUUUCUCCACGAUUAGGCAAACGAAUGACUCCAUUUUCGCCAAGAUUAGGAAGAUAUGCUGAACGAUUUUAAUUCAGAUAUGUGUUGUAUUUAAUAAACAAGUAAUAAAUUGAUAUAAGAUGAA
This is a messenger RNA of Aethina tumida (small hive beetle), 497 nucleotides long. RefSeq names its product PBAN-type neuropeptides-like. The transcript is spliced from 3 exons. Gene Ontology annotation, biological process: neuropeptide signaling pathway. The record is from RefSeq and is a predicted model, not a curated record. Gene Ontology annotation, molecular function: neuropeptide hormone activity. NCBI's taxonomy places the organism in Eukaryota, Metazoa, Arthropoda, Insecta, Coleoptera, Nitidulidae. The coding region runs from base 35 to 445 and encodes 136 amino acids.